GGCCGGGCCGGGGGCCCGCAGCCGUCACGCGGUGCCGCCGUCAGAGCGCCGAGAGCAGCCCGGGAGCGGCAGCAGCUCCGCGCUCGGGGACCCGCGCCCAUGCCCGUGCUCAUGCCGGGCCGCCGCCACUGACGCCGGAGAGGUGUCUCCUGUGCCCGCUGAGGCUCCCGCCGCCACUAGGAGUGACCCACAAAGGCCGCAGAGAUGGCUGGGGCCUCGGUGAAGGUGGCGGUGCGCGUCCGCCCCUUCAAUUCCCGAGAAAUGAGCCGCGACUCCAAGUGCAUCAUCCAGAUGUCCGGAAGCACCACCACCAUCGUUAACCCCAAACAGCCCAAGGAGGUGCCCAAGAGCUUCAGCUUCGACUAUUCCUACUGGUCACACACUUCGCCGGAAGACAUGAACUACGCCUCGCAGAAGCAGGUGUACCGCGACAUUGGCGAGGAGAUGCUGCAGCACGCCUUCGAGGGCUACAACGUCUGCAUCUUCGCCUACGGGCAGACCGGGGCCGGCAAGUCCUACACCAUGAUGGGCAAGCAGGAGAAGGACCAGCAGGGCAUCAUCCCGCAGCUCUGUGAGGACCUCUUCUCCCGAAUCAACGACACCACCAACGACAACAUGUCCUACUCCGUGGAGGUCAGCUACAUGGAGAUCUACUGCGAGCGUGUCCGUGACCUCCUGAACCCCAAGAACAAGGGCAACCUGCGCGUGAGGGAGCACCCGCUGCUGGGGCCCUACGUGGAGGACCUGUCCAAGCUGGCUGUCACCUCCUACAAUGACAUCCAGGACCUCAUGGACUCAGGGAACAAGGCCCGGACCGUGGCGGCCACGAACAUGAACGAGACCAGCAGCCGCUCCCACGCCGUCUUCAACAUCAUCUUCACGCAGAAGCGCCAUGACGCAGAGACCAACAUCACCACAGAGAAAGUGAGCAAAGUCAGCCUGGUGGACCUGGCCGGGAGCGAGCGGGCCGACUCCACGGGGGCCAAGGGCACGCGCCUCAAGGAGGGGGCCAACAUCAACAAGUCCCUGACCACCCUGGGCAAGGUCAUCUCCGCGCUGGCCGAGAUGGACUCUGGGCCCAACAAGAACAAGAAAAAGAAGAAGACAGACUUCAUUCCCUACAGAGAUUCGGUGCUGACCUGGCUUCUCCGGGAAAACCUGGGUGGGAACUCGCGGACGGCGAUGGUGGCGGCGCUGAGCCCCGCAGACAUCAACUACGAUGAGACGCUGAGUACCCUGAGGUACGCGGACCGGGCCAAGCAGAUCCGCUGUAACGCCGUCAUCAACGAGGACCCCAACAACAAGCUGAUCCGCGAGCUGAAGGAUGAGGUGACGCGGCUGCGGGACCUGCUGUACGCCCAGGGGCUCGGUGACAUCGCCGACACCAACACUGUGCCCGGAGGACCCAAAUACGUGUCCGACCUUGAGAACAGUAACUGUAACCGUGGCGGGGUGGAGCUGAGUGCAGUCCCUGACAAUCUCUCCACAGUGACCAACGCCCUGGUGGGUGUGAGCCCGUCGUCCUCGCUCUCGGCCCUGUCCAGCCGUGCCGCCUCUGUGUCCAGCCUGCACGAGCGCAUCUUGUUUGCCCCGGGCAGUGAAGAGGCCAUAGAAAGGCUGAAGGAGACGGAGAAGAUCAUCGCUGAGCUCAAUGAGACCUGGGAGGAGAAGCUGCGGCGGACGGAAGCCAUCCGGAUGGAGAGGGAAGCACUGCUGGCCGAGAUGGGCGUGGCCAUGAGGGAGGACGGCGGCACCCUGGGGGUGUUCUCUCCCAAAAAGACGCCGCAUCUCGUCAACCUGAAUGAGGACCCGCUCAUGUCCGAGUGCCUUCUCUACUACAUCAAGGAUGGGAUCACCAGAGUGGGCCGGGAAGGCGCAGAGAAGCGGCAGGACAUAGUCCUGAGCGGACACUUCAUCAAGGAGAAGCACUGCGUCUUCCGGAGCGACUCCCGAGGGGGCGGUGAAGCCGUGGUGACCCUGGAGCCCUGUGAAGGGGCAGACACCUACGUCAAUGGCAAGAAAGUCACGGAGCCCAGUGUCCUGCGGUCAGGAAACCGCAUCAUCAUGGGAAAGAGCCACGUGUUCCGGUUCAACCACCCUGAGCAGGCAAGGCAGGAGCGUGAGCGCACGCCCUGCGCGGAGACGCCCGCCGAGCCCGUGGACUGGGCCUUCGCCCAGCGCGAGCUGCUGGAGAAGCAGGGCAUCGACAUGAAGCAGGAGAUGGAGCAGAGGCUGCAGGAGCUGGAGGACCAGUACCGCCGGGAGCGCGAGGAGGCCACCUACCUCCUGGAGCAGCAGAGGCUGGACUACGAGAGCAAGCUGGAGGCCUUGCAGAAGCAGAUGGGCUCCCGGGGCUACCCGGAGGCGAAUGAGGAGGAGGAGGGGCCGGAGGACGAAGUCCAGUGGACGGAGAGGGAGUGUGAACUGGCGCUGUGGGCCUUCCGGAAGUGGAAGUGGUACCAGUUCACGUCCCUGCGGGACCUGCUGUGGGGCAACGCCAUCUUCCUCAAGGAGGCCAACGCCAUCAGUGUCGAGCUCAAGAAGAAGGUCCAGUUCCAGUUUGUCCUCCUUACGGACACACUGUACUCCCCACUGCCGCCUGACCUGCUGCCCCCAGAGGCCGCCAAAGACCGAGAGACUCGCCCCUUCCCCCGAACCAUCGUGGCCGUGGAGGUCCAGGACCAGAAGAACGGGGCCACCCACUACUGGACGCUGGAGAAGCUCAGGCAGCGGCUGGACCUGAUGCGGGAGAUGUACGACCGGGCGGCCGAGGUGCCCUCCAGCGUCAUCGAGGACUGUGACAACGUGGUGACUGGUGGAGACCCCUUCUACGACCGCUUCCCCUGGUUCCGGCUCGUGGGCAGUUCAGUCACCUCUGGCUGCAACAGCUACCCUCUUCUCAACACAUGCAUGAGCGAGCGCAUGGCUGCUCUCACCCCCUCCCCCGCCUCCUCGAGCCCCGACUCCGACGCUGCCGAGCCUGCUGAGGAGCAGAGCGUGGGGGAGGAGGAGGACCUGGAGGACGACGUCUUUCCGGAGCGCAUGCCGUGCGACGGCCGGGACCCGUUUUACGACCGGCCCCCCCUGUUCAGUGUAGUAGGAAGGGCCUUCGUGUACCUGAGCAACCUGCUGUACCCCGUGCCCCUGGUGCACCGUGUGGCCAUCGUCAGCGAGAAGGGCGAGGUGAAGGGCUUUCUCCGCGUGGCCGUCCAGGCCAUCUCAGCCGACGAAGAGGCCCCUGAUUACGGCUCCGGCGUCCGCCAGUCGGGAACCGCCAAAAUCUCCUUUGACGACCAGCAUUUUGAGAAGUUCCAGUCCGAGUCCUGCCCCGUGGUGGGGAUGUCCCGCUCGGGGACCUCCCAGGAGGAGCUGCGGAUCGUGGAGGGCCAGGGCCAGGGUGCUGACGCGGGGCCCUCGGCCGAUGAGGUCAACAACAACACCUGCUCAGCAGUGACCCCGGAGGGCCUCCUGGACAGCCCCGAGAAAGCCACCCUGGACGGGCCCCUGGACGCCGCCCUGGACCACCUCGGCCUGGGCAGCACCUUCACCUUCCGCGUGACCGUCCUGCAGGCGUCCAGCAUCUCCGCCGAGUACGCCGACAUCUUCUGCCAGUUCAACUUCAUCCAUCGCCAUGACGAGGCCUUCUCUACGGAGCCCCUGAAGAACACGGGGAGGGGGCCCCCACUCGGCUUCUACCACGUCCAGAACAUCGCCGUGGAGGUGACCAGGUCCUUCAUCGAGUACAUCAAGAGCCAGCCCAUCGUGUUCGAGGUCUUCGGUCAUUACCAGCAGCACCCGUUCCCGCCCCUCUGCAAGGACGUGCUCAGCCCCCUGAGGCCCUCGCGCCGCCAUUUCCCACGGGUCAUGCCUCUGUCCAAGCCAGUGCCCGCCACCAAGCUCAGCACGCUGACGCGGCCCUGCCCCGGGCCCUGCCACUGCAAGUACGACCUGCUGGUCUACUUCGAGAUCUGUGAGCUGGAGGCCAAUGGCGAUUACAUCCCUGCAGUGGUGGACCACCGUGGCGGGAUGCCGUGCAUGGGGACCUUCCUGCUUCACCAGGGCAUCCAGAGACGGAUAACCGUGACCUUGCUGCACGAGACAGGCAGCCACAUUCACUGGAAGGAAGUGCGAGAGCUGGUCGUGGGUCGCAUCCGAAACACCCCGGAAACCGACGAGUCCUUGAUCGACCCCAACAUCUUGUCCCUCAACAUCCUCUCGUCUGGAUACAUCUACCCGGCCCAGGACGACCGGCAGUUUCUUGAUUCGGACAUGCCUAGCGUUUCGUUCGGAAGUGACACUAGGACCUUCUACCAGUUUGAGGCUGCGUGGGACAGCUCCAUGCACAACUCCCUCCUGCUGAACCGGGUCACCCCUUACCGAGAGAAGAUCUACAUGACCCUCUCUGCUUACGUUGAGAUGGAGAACUGCACACAGCCGGCCGUCAUCACCAAGGACUUCUGCAUGGUCUUCUACUCCCGCGAUGCCAAGCUGCCGGCCUCGCGCUCCAUCCGCAACCUGUUCGGCAGCGGGAGCCUGCGGGCCUCGGAGAGCAAUCGCGUGACGGGCGUGUACGAGCUCAGCCUGUGCCACGUGGCCGACACGGGCAGCCCAGGGAUGCAGCGGCGGCGCCGGCGGGUGCUGGACACGUCCGUGGCCUACGUCCGGGGCGAGGAGAACCUGGCAGGCUGGAGGCCGCGGAGCGACAGCCUCAUCCUGGACCACCAGUGGGAGCUGGAGAAGCUGAGCCUCCUGCAGGAGGUGGAGAAGACCCGGCACUACCUGCUGCUGCGGGAGAAGCUGGAGACGGCCCAGCGGCCUGCUCCCGAGACCCUGUCCCCCAUCUCCAGCGAGGACUCCGAGGCCCACAGCUCGUCCAGCUCCCCGCUCGCGGCUGCGGGCCGGCCGUCGUCCCUGGAGGCUCCCAACGAGAGGCAGCGGGAGCUGGCGGUCAAGUGCUUACGGCUCCUCACCCACUCCUUCAACAGAGAGUACACCCACAGCCACGUCUGCGUCAGCGCCAGCGAGAGCAAGCUCUCCGAGAUGUCUGUCACCCUGCUGCGGGACCCGUCCAUGUCCCCUCUGGGGGCGGCCACGCUCACCCCCUCCUCCACCUGCCCCUCCCUGGUCGAGGGCCGGUACGGGGCUGCUGAACUGAGGACCCCACAGCCCUGCUCCCGGCCGGCCAGCCCAGAACCUGAGCCCCUGCCGGAGAUGGAUUCCAAGAAGUCCCCUUCCCCUGCCCGGGCAACGGAGGCCGACAAGGAGCCCCGGCGCCUGCUGGUGCCCGACAUCCAGGAGAUCCGGGUCAGCCCGAUCGUCUCCAAGAAGGGGUACCUGCACUUCCUGGAGCCGCACACGGCUGGCUGGGCCAAGCGCUUCGUGGUGGUGCGGCGGCCCUACGCCUACAUGUACAACAGCGACAAGGACGCCGUGGAGAGGUUUGUGCUCAACCUGUCCACAGCCCAGGUUGAGUACAGCGAGGACCAGCAGGCGAUGCUCAAGACCCCCAACACGUUCGCCGUGUGCACGGAGCACCGGGGCAUCCUGCUGCAGGCCAGCAGCGACAAGGACAUGCACGACUGGCUGUACGCGUUCAACCCCCUCCUGGCGGGGACCAUACGGUCCAAGCUCUCCAGGAGGAGGUCUGCCCAGAUGAGGGUCUGAGCCGAGCCCUCCUGGACAGCCAGCAGGCCCGGCCCCGCUCUCCCACCCUCGUCACCAUCUGUCGUGUCAUCCGCCGCCCAGCCCUGCUCCCAGCAGACAGCCAACGCGCCCCCUCCUCCUGGGGAUGCCCGCGCUGGGCCCCAAAAGACCUCUUCUGGCCGGGGACCUGCCACACGACCUGUCGUGCUCCCAGCAGAGGCCGCGUUUGUUGUCCUUUCUUCAUUCAGAACGCACCCUGGGUGGGAAGAGCUGGGAGACGCCAGGAAGGCCAGAGGACAGGAGCCACGGGGGCAUCGCUGCCGUUCUAAUAUUUUUUUAAGCAUAGACAGACUCUAAUUAAUAUACAUCAGUUAGUGACACUGAAACAGCCCACUCGGAAGUUAACUGUAAGACUGUUUUAUUUAUAAGUGUGCACCUCUAAUGCCCUCACCUAGACCCGCAGGGCUCAGGUGGACCCACCCCGCUUGCUCCCAAACGCACCUCCCAAGCUUCUUGGGGACACACAAGGCGGGGCAGCCGCCUGGGAAGACCACAGUGAGGUGGUGUCUGGACAGGCCGGGCGCCUCCUGGUUGGCACCACGGGGCACCUGCCCGGCCUGAGCUGAGGCCUCUGCCCAGCGGCACGUGGGGCAGGCCCUGGUCCCAGGGCGUGUGUGUGUGUGCGUGUGUGUGCGUGUGCGUGUGUGUGUCUGGGGGGUCUGAUGCCUGAGGUCUGAGCAGCGCAGAAGGUGGGUGCAUCCUCCUCGCAGGAGGGAGGACCCACGUCUCACCUGGACAGCAGCUACCCGAGGUGUGACUGUCCCGGUGACGCCGGCAGCCCGUCCCUGGCGACAUGUGGGACAGCCCGUCCCUGGCGGCAUGUGGGGCAGCCCGUCCCUGGCAGGAUGUGGGGCAGCCCGUCCCUGGCAGCAUGUGGGGCAGCCCGUCCCUGGCAGCAUGUGGGGCAGCCCGUCCCUGGCGGCAUGUGGGAGGUGAGGCAGCAGGCGCCUGGCUGGCAGCUGUCCUGGUGGGAACCAAACGGGAGAGUGGUCAGGGUCCCACCGGGAGUGUCACGUGUCCAGGCCGGCUGGGUGCGGGGAGCUGUGUUUAGAGGUGGUCCAGGCAGUGAGGGGCUUCUGGUGCGGCGUCUGCAGCCACUGUGAGACCCGGGGUGAGCUCCAGGGAAGGAAUCGUGACUUCCCCUCUUUGCCCCAAGAGCGGAGUUUCUGAGUCCUGGUGAGAAAACUCCAUGGGGUCAGGUGAGGGCAGCCAGUGCUGGGGUCAUCCGUCAUCAAGGGGGCUUCCUCCUGUAUCCGAGGGUGUCACCCUUGUCUUGUUCCGCCCUCUCGUGACAAUAUCCAUUUCGUCCCCUUUGCAGACCCCAUGCCUGAGGGUUGCCCGAGACCGGGCAGGAGCCAGCCCCGGGCUCAGAGUCUGGUCGUGUGUCAUGCCCAGGCCAUAAGCCCUUCAGAGAAACCACGGGGUCUUCAGUGACCUGUUCCUACACUCAGAGGCACAUUCAGCCACCGCAGCACAAGACCCGCCCCUACCACGUCCCCCAAGAGGGGGUGACGGAGGGUUCACAUUCCAGACUGAAGUCAAACACUGUCCAGAAACCAGCAGGCCUGUGCCCCCCGCACAGGGCUUCCCUGGAGGCAGAGGCCAAGACGCAGAGGCAGAGGGGACAGCACACUCUGGAGCAAGCGCUGACGCGGGCCACCACGAUGGCCUUGAGGGCAGGGAGGAGAGACAGGUGGGGUGAGUUGCUCUAAGAUGGGUCGGUUCCGAGAGCCCCUCCUUCCUGCGGGGAGAUUGGAGGUGCAGGGCCAGGCCACGGCCACUCAGGUCAGCCAGCCUGAGGCGGAGGCCUCCUGAGAGUCUGAGGCCCUCUCACCCCGGGCACAGGUGUCUGGGGCCAGCCAACCUGCAGAGCACCCGCUGAGUGGGGCAGGGGGCCCCCCGGAGGGUUUCUGGGAACCGCCCCCAAUUCAGGGGCCUCCACGGCCAUGGAGGCCUCCAGGGCUGCUUCGUCUGGGCCUUGCGCCGUCUUGGCAGUGACUCGGAACCAGGUGUGGCCCACCUGGUGGCCCCUACCCGCCACCACUUCCUCCUCUCAGGCCAGCUCCACGCGAGGGCCUGGGUCCGAGAAUCCCGUGUGUAGUCAGGAAAGCUGCUCUCUCGUGCCCGGUGUCACGUAAGCCAGAGACGAGUGGUUUGGGACUCAGUUGCCACAUCUGUGACAUGGGAGGCUGGUCUGGAGGCCCGUGAGGGUCCUCAGGUUGUGGGGUGCAGACAGGAAAGUCAGGUCUGGCUGUGGCUGCUGUGUCCUGCGAGCGGGGAAGGAGAGAAAGAUCCAGAAAGCCGGCUCUCUUGGACGGGUUUCGGUGCAGGGCUUGCUGCCGCCCAGGCUGCAGCCUCAUUGUGCUUGAGGCCGUGCUCGCCUGGAGAGGGCUCUCUGUCCCCCAGGGAGGGGUGGGCUCCUUCCGCUGUGGGCCUAGUAGGAGCCCCAGGGAGGGAGAUGCUGGGCUCCCGGCUCCAAAGCGAUCCGGCUGGUGCCCAGGGCCGGCUACCGAGACGCUCGUAAGCUUCAAGGCCUCUCUGUUCUGAGUAAUCAUUGUCUCACUCACCGACAAUGCGUGCGUGCGCGCACACGCACACGCACACGCACGCACACGCGCACGCACACGCACGCACGCGCACGCGCGCGCACGCACACGCACACGCACGCACACGCGCACGCACACGCACGCGCACGCGCGCGCACGCGCACGCACACGCACGCGCACACGCGCACACACACACACACACACACACACACACACCCCAGGGCGGCUGCAGUGACGUGGUCUCCCGGCAGUCCGCGUCCCCCCUCGACACCUCUGGGGCGGAUGUCGCAAGGCACUCGGGGAGGGUCCCCAAACGUCGCCCAUGCUGCAGGCACGGGCAGGGUGGCCACGCUGGUCCUCCGUCAGCUCUCCUCAGUGUGGGGACCCCGCAGGCACCCUCCUGUAUCCCUGGGGCUGGGCCACGUGUUCCCCCGGGAGAGACGACAGGCUGUGGCUUCUUCCCAGUCCGUGCGUCCUGCGGCCAACUGUCCCCUGAGUUCCCCUGUGGCUUGUACAUACGUGGUUGUGUGGCACACCCCAGCCCCUGCACUGUAACUGCCAUCCUGAUGUAAUGACUAGUUCCCUGAUGUCCGAAACCCAAGUGUUAGGCUCUAGGCUCCUGUGCGAUGUGUGUGCACUUAAGGCUCUGUCCAGUUAAGAAAUAAACAUGGCUCUUCAUGCAACACCAGA
Molecule: messenger RNA, 8939 nt
Organism: Globicephala melas (long-finned pilot whale)
Lineage: Eukaryota; Metazoa; Chordata; Mammalia; Artiodactyla; Delphinidae
Gene: KIF1A
Product: kinesin family member 1A
Biological process (GO): microtubule-based movement
Molecular function (GO): microtubule binding; ATP binding; microtubule motor activity
Source: RefSeq, a predicted model, not a curated record